Messenger RNA from Malaclemys terrapin pileata, 6558 nucleotides. It is a transcript of the gene CNPY3, whose product is annotated as canopy FGF signaling regulator 3. The record is from RefSeq and is a predicted model, not a curated record. The transcript is spliced from 6 exons. Gene Ontology annotation, cellular component: endomembrane system. Gene Ontology annotation, molecular function: signaling receptor binding. The coding region runs from base 88 to 903 and encodes 271 amino acids. Lineage: Eukaryota; Metazoa; Chordata; Testudines; Emydidae.
UCCCGGAAGUGAGUGUGGGAGAGCUGCCUGUCCAAAGCGCACGUUCCUCGCGCUCCCCCAGCGCGGCUGCCCCCCCGUCCCGCCGCCAUGACCGAGCCGGGCCCCGCCGCCGGUCUGCUGCUGCUCCCGCUGCUGCUGAGCCCGGCCCUGGCCGGCGGAGCCGACGACACCGAGUGGGUCCGGCUGCCCAGCAAGUGCGAGGUGUGUAAGUAUGUGGCAGUAGAGCUGAAAUCUGCCUUUGAGGAAACUGGGAAGACAAAGGAGGUGAUUGACACAAAGUAUGGCUUUCUAGACGGAAAGGGGUCUGGAAUCAAGUACACGCAAUCGGAUAUCCGACUGAUCGAGGUGACAGAGACCAUCUGCAAGAGACUGUUGGACUAUAACCUGCACAAAGAGAGAACUGGCAGUAACCGGUUUGCAAAGGGAAUGUCGGAGACGUUUGAAACCCUGCACAACCUGGUGCAUAAGGGGGUGAAAGUGGUGAUGGACAUCCCCUAUGAGCUGUGGAACGAGACUUCUGCUGAAGUGGCUGACCUCAAGAAGCAGUGUGAUGUGCUGGUGGAGGAAUUCGAAGAUGUGAUCGAGGACUGGUACAGGCAUCACCAGAAGGAAGACCUGGCUCAGUUUCUCUGUGCGAACCAUGUGCUGAAAGGGAAAGACACAAGCUGCCUGGAAGAGCAAUGGGCCAGCAAGAAGGGAGAUGUAGCGACCAUGGGGGAGAAGAAGACAAAGAAAAAGGGUGGCAAGAACAAGAAACCAGCAGAGAGGAAAAAGAAAAACAAGAAGGAGAAGGUUGAGGAAGCAAAAAGCCACCUGGACCCAAGUGCUGAAGGGAGUCCUGAGGAGGAGGGGGAUAUCCAGCCGAAGGCUCCCCUUGCGCACAGCCCAGCUGACGAGCUGUAGUCUCUCGGACUCUGCACACCGAUUUGCAGCCCAUGGUAGGGACAGCGAAUGCUCUGGACACGUGGGAUAUUGAAUGCGCUCUGGGCAUCGCAACAGCCAGUUGCCUCACAAGACGGUGACCCCUUAUUUCUGAAGGGAAAUAAAUUAGAACUCUUCUAAUUUAUUGCUCCAAGGGCGGCUGGGUGGAGAUCUCGCCGUAGCUAGUCAGCAUUACCGUGAGCUGCGGUACCACGUGGAUCACAGAUGUGGAGUACCAGCAGCUGGCAGAGACCCCUGCACACGCAGGGCAGCUGGGCCGGACAGGAGAUGCCUCCUGAGUAUGUGGAGCUUGUUAAACUCCUCUUAUACUUCCUAGACAAUACAGAUCCUGCCUUUAGCGGGAGAGACCUUCCACCCUCUGCUCUUCUCCCUGCCGCCUCUUGCCCAGCUUGAUUGUAUUGAUGAAAGGGUCUGGAAGUGGUGCUGGGGUCCCACAAUGAGUUAUCCUCCUGCUCUGCAAGCUUGCUGCCCACCCCUCUCCCGUAGGACCAUUCCAUUCAGGAGCGGCCAUUCCAGCUUCCUGGAAGCCUGUGGUUCCUGCUGUUGCUGCAGAGAGGGCCCUUCGCCCCCUGUUGAUGUCCUGUUCCAUUUGAUCUAGCUUUCACUCUCCCAUCUGCACCAUGGACAGCAGCUCCUGGCUUUGCAAGGAGGGGCUCCCUUGUAUUUUAUGCAGUUCUUUGCUACCUGUUGGCGGUUUCUCUAAGGGUACGUCUAUACUUACCUCCAGGUCUGGCAGUAAGCAAUCGAUCUUCUGGGAUCGAUUUAUCGCGUCUUGUCUAGACGCGAUAAAUCGAUCCCGGAAGUGCUCGCCGUUGACGCCGGUACUCCUGCUCGGUGAGAGGAGUAUGCGGAGUCGACGGGGGAGCCUGCCUGCCACGUGUGGACCCGCGGUAAGUUCUAACUAAGAUAGUUCGACUUCAGCUAUGUGAAUAACGUAGCUGAAGUUGCGUAUCUUAGUUCAAAGUGGGGGGUUAGUGUGGACCAGCCCUUAAAGUGCCAGUAGAUAUUAACACCCUCCCUGUGGGGUGCGGGAGCAGGACCCACUAUGCCCUGCAGGGGCACCCAGCUAACUUCGAAUGCAGUCUUAGUCCCUCUUGCAUGUGCCCAGGAGCCUCCCAUCAGCUCUUACCACUCAUCAAAGCACGUGGGGACCCCAGCCUGGGAGUGGGGUUAAGUCUGGUCCAGUCCAGCCAGGCUGACCUGUGAUCUCGGCACUGCAGCUCACCGAGAGAGCUGUUCUGCUAGAAGUAGGUAUGUUUCUGAGUGCUCUUGGGUCCCACCAGCUCGAUCACGUGUCAUGGAAUAUUCCCAGGUAGUGAGAGACUCAUUGGUCUGACCCUGUUUUUCAGGCUAGUGAGCGACUGUUGGUUCCCUCCCCCGGGCAGGGCACCAGACUUCAGGCACCAGCACUGCCAACUCUUGCCACUGUAUCACAGGUCUCGUGGUAUUUGGUGUUUUCUUUAAAACCUCGGCUCCUGGCGUCAUGGGGUUCUGUGAGAAUCUCCGCUUUAGAAUGAAGCUGUUUCUAGCCCUCGUGGCUGCAGGGGACAGCUUGAAAGUGUCACCAGUGUGACCUGAAAACCCCAAAUGUGUGGUGGUUUUUAAUCGUCUUGUGGGGAUAGUUGGGGGCUAGCCCCUGGGUUCUGAAUGUGGGGGGUUGGCCCUGCCACUUAAACGCAGCCCCAAAGGCACACUUGGAACUAAGCUUAGAAUUCUUUUUAAGCAAGGCCACUUUAUACCACUUCCUGCUGUGGAGUCAUCCUGUAAUGCAGUUGAGUGACGGCAGCAGGCGUGGGGGUGGGUCGGUGCGACUGGGCACGGGCGACGGGGAGGAAUGAAUGAGAAUAUCUGGUGUGACAAGAGCUUUUGUCCUUUCAGUUUCGUUCUAUGGCAACUCCAGCAGUUACUAUGACUGUACACUGGAAUCCCUUACCCAAAGCAAGGGACUUGGCAUUCUAAUUAGCGAAACUGGCCUGAAGCAGCUGAGAGCCUCAUGGCUACCAGCCCUCUCUUCUGGAAGGUUAUCCUCUGAUCAGCUUUGUCCUUCUCUCUUCCCCAUACAGUCCUCCCUUCCCCUUAUUUUUCUCUUGACAAAUAGCAUAGCUUCCCCUUGACCCACUCCUGAUGUAGGAUUGGCCUCUUCACCUGUGCGGGCUCCCAGCUACUGCUAGACAUUGGCGUCUGCUUCUCAGCACGAACACGUCUCCUGCUAAGAGCUGCUGCUGGGUUGCAAUGUGCCGGUGGGGUAACGGGCCACUGUGCAUUCGGGAGAGGUGUUCCAUGCUCUGAGCAGGGCAGAAGCCCAGCUGCCUCCCCAUAGUCACAGUUGUGAGGCACUGGGCAGGACCCAAAUGAAGGGCCGGUCUUGGUGCGUUGCUUUGUAAUUGCCAGGCAGGAAAUCAUUCUGCUCUGAAGCUAAUGGGGGGAGUGGAGGCUGCUGGGGGUGCGUUUGGGGAUGUUGAAGGAUGACGCAAUGGAGACUGUAAAGUAACAAUGGGAAACGGGCAGCUGCUGCUCAAGGAGAAGUGCUCUGCAGCCUUUGUAAUAGCAAGCGAACACACACCACGGGGUGGGAUUCCCUUCUGCAGCUGCAGAACAUGCCCCCCGGCCAGCACCUUGCACGGGGAAGGGGGCAAGCUCUGGAGGGGCAGGGGAGACUUCCUGUAUUCAUUAUGGUUCGAAGGCACCAUCCGCCUCUGCUUCCUUAUAGAGGAACAAAUUCAGUUCAGAACAGAGCUCGCCUUGUUACAAACCCUAAAUGGCAAUUGAGGCUCCCAGCUAGGCAUCUGCUUCUCCCUUGGCUUCCAAUGCAGACUGGCCACCUCUCCUCUUGGCCAGUUCCUGCCAGGCUGCAGCAAAUCAAUCCAGACCCAGAGAAAUGCUGCCACUUCCAGGGGCGCUCUGAACCAGCUGCACUUCAGGUUUCCCUCUUCCCUGUGAGGUGAAUGGCUUCUCCCUCUUCUCUCUGAAGAGAAGCGAGAGAGACCAAGAUGGGCUCACGCCCCAAGCACCAUGGCAGGAUUUCUGUACAAUGGAGCUGCCACCGCUUCCCUUGAUCCUCGUAUCUCACUGUUAGGAACCUUUUCCUGUUACUCUGCAUCUUCUCUUCUUACCACCUCCUCCUUGUCUGAGUUUUAUCCCUGCCCGACGUAUCUGUACCAAACACUGGCAGACUUGUACUGCUGUUUAAAAUGGGGGAUUUCUGAGGAAGUGAGUAGUCUUGUUUUUCCCACAUUCCCUCUGUUUUUGGGCUUCUCUGGAGCUGCCCACUGUGUCUUUUUCCAGAAGCCCCCUGCUCUGAAACACACUGCUCCUGCAAGCUGUAAUUACACUGCCCAGUUUGUUGCCAUAUCACAUGACACCCUCCUGGAGCCAGCUCCAUGGGCUCAGGAUCUUAGCGUUUGACUCUCUUGACUCUGGUGCAUUUUAAGGUCUCAGCUUUAAUGUUAGGGUGGGGUUAGGGUCACUUUUGGAGAGGGUUAAAUUCACGCUGAAGCCUGUGCUGGGCUAGACAACUUGCUGGAGAGUGGGGGAGGGUUGUACAGUAGGGCUGGCACAUUCAGGGAAUCUUACUCUCUCUCUGCAUUUCAUCCUGAAGGACUUUCCAGAUCUCUCUCCUGUAUUCCUCUCUGGGCAUUUCUAAUUUGCCCAUCGCCGUGGUGUCUGAGCCAAGCAGUUGUUUCACUCCCCACCCCAGAAAUACCUCCUGUACAUAAUGCAGCAUUGCGUAACAGCACAUGCCUACAGGCUGGCAGAGCAUGCCCCCAAACCUGCCAGGGCUGCAGAAUGUACCCCCCUCCCAGGUGCCUUAGAGGAUCACGGCAGGUACAAUUUGGCUAGCACAGGGAGGCUAACUGGCAGAAAGUUCUACUGGCCCUUUUCAGGUAGUAAUGAGCUCUGCAAUCCACAACCUCCGCUUUUCAUCUACUGGGACAGCCGCUACCCCAGCGGCACAGCACCUAUUAGGGCUGCCCCUCCCUUGCCUACACUAGAGACGCUUCCAUCACUGACUUCAGCUCUGGUAGUGCUAGCAGAGGCUAGAGCCCUCCUGGAGAUGGGCUAAAGACUGCCAGUGGCAUUGAUUAGACUUUCUGAGCAGGCUUAGAUGGGGCAUUAUGUGACAGUGUUAAAAAUGCCAGCGGGCUGUCAACAUGAGGGCUCCUAACCCCCCUGGAAGCUGUGCUGAGCAUAAAGGGCUCCUUGGAGACAGGCACACCUCCCACAUCACCAGCACCAUUCCCCAGCGCAGCGAGAGGGGGUGGGUAUGCCAUACAGACCCCCAGGCCCUGGUACAUGCACAGCAGUGAGAUGCUGCAAUGCAACCCUUCCCUCUACACUUCCCAGCUCUUCCCCCACUCCGUGGCAAUGUGAGACCACGAAGUGCAGCACCCGCGCAGAGAGAUCACAAGACCAUGCUCUGUGGGCCUUCAGUAGAUACAAUCCUCCUGUAAAGCUGCUGCUGGAAAAUCCUAACUAGAGACUCCACAGAGCCUGGCUUGUUGCUUUGGUUUUGAUCCAUGCCUCUCACCCCUGUGGUCUAGGUGCUUGUCUGGCCUUGAGCCCAGUUCCAGGUGGGGUUGCUGAGCCCAAGGUGAGGCUUCUGGGGUUUGUUUGCACAUUGUGUUUGAUUCCCCUAGUGCUUUGCAGUGUUUGCUGCUUUGGCCAAGAUACAACAGCUGUCCAGGGUACUUCCCUGACUGUUGCUUAGCGGGGUGAUCAGUUCUGCUCUGCUGCCACGUAGCUGUUUGCGUAUUUGCAGCCGAAGCCUUUCUGUAAGGGUUUGUGCCAGUAAGUGUGAUGCAACUAGGGCAGGCCCUUGCCAGGUGCAGCUCGAUGACCAUAAACACCGAGGGGGAGACAAAGCCCAGGUCCAAGCCAGAGUGAUUGCAGCCAUUGAGAUGCCCAGAGAUUGCCUGCAGACAUCUGGAAUAGGAGCACGGGAGAGUUUCUCAAAUGAACGGGAAUCUUAAGACUCAUUAUCAAGAGCACUGCAGCAAACUGGGCCUGCCCUGGGAAUGAUGCCGAGAUAGCAUCCAGCUGCCUUCAGCCUGAACCCCAAGCUGUACAAACCCCUGUGCUGGACAGAGGGAACCUGUCUCUGACAGAGACCCAAAUCUGUCUGUUACAUGGCAGCAGCGUUGAGAUGGCUCAGAGAGGCUGCAGGGUUUCCAUAGGUGGGCAUGGCAGCGAGCUGGUGCAUGCACAGGGCAGGGAGGGUGCAGGGGCUCUUUUUAUGCCCGACCCAAUACAGGACAGUCAGGCCCUGUUUGCAGUUUGGCUCAGCACCUCACUGUUCUCAACAGGCUCGUGGGUGAUGGUACCAUCCUAGGCUGGAUUACAGAACCCAGCCAGUGGUGAUAGAGCAGUAGCUGAUAGCCCUUCCCUAUGGUGCUCCUAUUAACCUCUCAUUUUUCGUCCCGUCUUCCUACAUUUUGGAUGAACAGUUGUAUCUUAAAUGUCUAGGGCCCUUUUGGCUCCAUAGCCAGCUCUCUUGUGGUGGUGUAGAGAGUGGCCUGUGAUCCUAUGUGAAUCUGGUUAAUGGUCACCUAGUUUCAACCUGAAUUCACUCUUGUGUGCUAUUUGCGUUUAUUUUUAAAUAAACUCCAAGUCUGUUAA